CAUUUUUUUUCCAACACACAAAGCUGUUGCUGUAGGGGGGUCACAUCUCCUUUAGAAACUUCAAAUAUGGAUUCAGAUUAUUUGAAAAAAGUUGAAGAAAAUUUUAGGAGAUGAAAAAUGUUUUAAGAUUUUAUGGCAUAAAAAAAGAUCACAUUCUGACUAUUGAACUUAUGGAAUAUGAUACUGAGGAUAAUGUUGUAGAUCCUUGUGAAGCAGAGAAAUGGUCAAAUUAUUUAGAUACUUAUGUCACUGAAGAAAAUGUAUCUGAAGAAAUUUUAGCACUUGAACAGGGUUUACCAGUGUUUUACCCAAGGAAUUUAAGGAAGCAACAAGAAUAUUGGAAAAGGAAAGUAGUAUAUGUAGAAAAUUUAUGGAAAAACAGGUAUUCUAGCAAGUUUCUUAAAAACAAUCCACCACUGUUUUCUCGUAAAAGGAAAGCCGAAUUUGCUUCUAUUAAACAGAGUCAUUCUGCUGGCAAAGUGAAGAAUGAAAAUGUUGAUAUUUCAAGCACAGAAGCUAAGGAAAAUUCUAUUGAAUAUUGUGAAAACAGUAAUCAGAAUGUUCCUGAAAAUCAGGAAAUUUUACAAGAAAAUGUUGAACUCGAUGACUCGCAUGAUUCAGCCAUGAAAAAAAUAGAAGAUAUUGUUGAGGAGAAUAUAAGAACAAUAGCUCUUGCUCUUGAAGCUGUUAAUGAUUGUGUGGUUUCUAAUACUAAUGACAAUUUAGAUGAUUCAAUAAAUGAACUUAAUUCUAUAGAAAUAGUCCAAGAAACUUCUGUUUUGGAUUUAAAGAAUGAAAUUACAACUGAAUGCUUUUAUGGUGAUGAAUCUGCUAUUACUGAAAUUGGUUUAAAUAAAGAUGAAAUAGUAUCUAUGCAGAUAGAAAGCAAAUUCUCUUCUUUGAAUGCUUGUAAUGAUGAAGAAAGUAGCAAGGAUGUUUUAAACAGAGCUAAGGAAAAUACUUCCUCAGAAUCUAAAAGUGAAUCACCAAGCAAAACCUGUCAUGUUGGUGAAGAUGAUCCUGAUUGUCAAAUUGAAAUGACAAUUGAAACACCAUCUCACGUGAUUGAUACUAUAACUGUUUCCGACUCACCAGAAGAAACUAACACUGUUAGUGAUUCUGAUUCUAAAGAGAAAAAACGUUCUAGAGGCAAAGAGACUCUGAUGAGCAAACAAAUUCGUAUCAAAAAUGAAAAGCAUGCAGCUAGGCAAAAAUGUGGUAGAAAAAUGAGUGAUUAUGCCAUCAGGACAAGAAAAAACAGGAUUUAUCAGGAUUAUGUUAAACGAAGAAUAAAGAAAAAUACACUAAAAUCAGCCCAUUCAAAUGCCCACCGAGAAAAAAAGAGUAAGCAGAUAACUCGCAAAUCUGAGGAAUUUGAUGAUGUCACUUUUGACUAUGCUUAUUUUUCAGAACUCUCAGAUGAAGAUAAAUGUCAGUAUUUAGCAAUGAAAUAUGUAAUAGUUCAGGAUGAUACAGAAGGUGCUUUUAAGAAAGAUAGUUAUAAAGUAUAUUUUGUUCAAUGCUGUGACACAUAUGUGUAUCGUAGAGACUGCCUAUGCCGAGCAAAACUGAUUCAUAAGAAAAUUUCUGAGAUCAAGACUUCAAAUUUCAAUGCUUGGCACAGAGUUUGGCUAGACAGAUAUGUUACUCCAGCCAUGUUAAAGUUUUGCAGUGAUUGGCUUCUGAGAAAUGAUCCUGAGAAAUAUAAGCUAGUGUGUUUGACAAUAAGUGAUUGUACGAAACCUCCAUAUAUUCCUUAUAGUAAAUAUAAAGUCAGAUAUUAUAAAACAGAGCAGUAAUUGAAUAUGCUUGGUGCUUUUUUCUAUCAAAAUGGCUUCCGUAUCAUCAUACAGACAUUAUUUUUUUCUGUUAUCUACAUGUAUUUUGAAUUUUUCUGAUACUGUCUAAUUGUCUGAUAAUCUAACUAUCAAUAAAAUGCUCAUUCUAUUGUAAUCUAUUUAAAUGUUAAUUUUAUUUUCUUAACAUUAUAUUAAAUGUUGUUUUCUGAAAUUACAUGAGUUACAGCGCAAAUCUUACAGUGAAAUGAUGUUUGGAAAAAUUAUAUUUCUUCAGACUGAUAAUAAUUUGCAUUGUAAGUUGAAAUAACUAUUAUUUAUAUUUGCUAUAAAAAGUUGUGUCUACAAGUAGUGAAAAUGUGAAUAUCAAAAACUUGCUAUAUUAAUUUUAAAUAUUAAAAUAGUGUUCACAGUACAUUCUUCAUAAUUAUUAAAAAGUGUACUAGAAAAAAUAUUUACCUUAAAUUUGGUUCAAAAACAGAAAGUCUGUUGAUUUUUGAAAAUUUAUUCUGAGCCAGUUACUAUGUACGUUUUAAACACAAAAAAUUGCAUUUAGGAGUUUAAUGCAAGGGGAAAGCAAACACUUAAUAUAUUUUUUCAAUCAAAAUUAAUUUUGAAGAAACUGUAGUUUUGAAUGUGUAUGAAUGGUAUAUUUGUAAUUCUGGUAUCAGCCUUUGCUGUGUGAGACUACUAUGCAUUUGUUAUGGUAUUAUCAUUUAAAUAUUAUAAUUAAAGAGAAAGAUUGUAAAUAUAUUACAGGACCUGUAGUAGAGUAUUUGUUUUUCUUAAAUAAAUAUUUAAAAAUGCCAA
Molecule: messenger RNA, 2606 nt
Organism: Stegodyphus dumicola
Lineage: Eukaryota; Metazoa; Arthropoda; Arachnida; Araneae; Eresidae
Product: paired amphipathic helix protein Sin3b-like
Biological process (GO): negative regulation of transcription by RNA polymerase II
Cellular component (GO): Sin3-type complex; chromatin
Molecular function (GO): transcription corepressor activity
Source: RefSeq, a predicted model, not a curated record